AGGUUCUUUGAUGAGCAGUAGGUCCUGUUAUAUAGACGAUAUCCGACUCCUGCAAACAUAUUGCAUCUGUUUUAAUUUAAUGACUAAAAUGUUGGUAAGCCAAGGCAGAGCUUUGCAUUGACUUUGACGCACGACAUAAUAGUAAAGGUAGAAAUAACGCUUUAAGUUGUAUUUCCUGCGGACUUCGUAUGUUUUAUUUUGUCAACACCGGAUGCAUGGAGAAGAGCCUGUAUACGCUCGCUUGACAGUGGUGUUGGAAAAGAUGGCUGCUUCGGCGGCAACAGCGAGUUCUCCCCCUGGUUUGUGUCCGAAUUACGCCGUUAUCUGCUCCUUCCUGGAACGCUACGGAGCACUACUGGACUUGCCAGAGCUCACCUUCCCGCAGUUGGAGCGGUACCUGCGGGACACAUCCUCAGUUCCAAAGCUUCUGGUUGAUCUUCACGUCAAGUUGCUGAGGAAGAUUGGAAAGUCUGUGUCAGCGGACAGAUGGGAGAAGUAUCUAGUCAAGAUAUGCCAAGAGUUCAACACAACAUGGGCAUGGGAGCUGGAGGAAAAAGGAUACAAGGGCAUGACGUUGGAGAGCAAGACAGCGAUCCUCAAAUAUCUGUGUGAGUGUCAGUUUGACGACAACCUCAAGUUCAAAAAUGCCAUCAAUGAGGAGGACCCAGACAAAAUGCGGCUGCAGCCCAUCGGCCGCGACAAGGACGGCCAGAUGUACUGGUUCCAGCUGGACCAGGACAACAACGUCCGCGUCUACGUGGAGGAGCAGGAUGACCUAGAUGGCUCGUCGUGGAAGUGCAUCGUCAGAGAUCGGAAUGACCUUGCCCAGGUCUUGGUUCUGCUCAAGGCGCAUAUUGAUCCGGAGCUCCUGAAGAAAGACGCCCAAAAUGAGGAGGGACAAAAAGGGGAAGUAAAGAAAGACGAGAGCUCAUCAGACGAAGACAGCAAAGACUCCACCAAGGUGGCCUCACCUGUUUCGCUGAAGACGGAGAGCAAUGGAAAAGUUGACCACCACGAUGACAUCAAACUGGAAACAUCCGAGGUCAAAUCGACUUUGAACGGGAUCGUAGAGGCCUCAACGGAAAAACCAAUUGAUGAAAGAAAAGCCACAAACGUCCAGAGCAUCAAAGAAGAGCCGACAGACGACGUGAAGCUCGCAGGUGGGGACCCGACUCUCCCAAAGUUGGAACCUGAGUGUGCGAAGGCUGACGCGGGCGAGGAGGCCAAAAGGAACAACGCGGAUGAGAUCCAGCAGAUGAAGAACAAGCAGCAGGCCAAGAUCCCCUUGAAGAAAAGAGGAAUGAAGUUCAGCGAGGACUUUGACAAAAACAUUGUGCAGAAUCUGCCUGUUUCCAAAGCCGACACCCCUUCCAAGCAAGGCGGGAACGACCAUGUGAACGGCGAAGUUCGGCCGACACCAGAGACGCAACUACAGAUGUGUUUGAGCGAGAAUUUGAGUGACCAGGAAAAACACCAAGCGUCACUCAAAGAAGAUGUGGCGAAAGAUACCGUGAAGGAACCUCGCUCUCCUGUGAAGAUCACGCCACCGUUGCCACCAUCGGACGAGAAAGAACUGGGUGUGCUGGUCGGAACAGAUAAGAGCGCCGUAACGGAGAAGGAGGACGCACCUCCAGAGUCUUUGACUAGUGAGGAUAAGAAGUCAUCCAAUCAGGAACAGGAUCCAACCCAAGCAGAAGCCAAGCCAGCAGUUGACAAGAUGCACACUUCCAAGAAUGAUAAGGACCAUUCAAAUCAUAAAGUCAAAGACAUAGAGUCCGAAACUACAGACUGCGAGAACUCUGCGGCUGCUGAAGAAACGAAGGACCCCAAGAUGAUGCACAGUAGAGCAGACGUCAAGCAAACAGAAAGGAGCGUGAUAGAAAAGGACGCAAGUGAGAGUGAAACGGGACAGCUGGAUAACUCUAUCAAGAGGACGUCUCCUGCAGGAGAAGAACCUCACAAGAGGACUCCUCCGACAUCCACCGCCAAGAAGGAAGAUCAGCAGAAGGACGACCCAGCGAGCCGAGAGGUAUCAGAGAGCUCCAGCGUCAUUAAAAAGGCAGAGACACCCGAGAGCGGGAAACCAGAAAAAGCAUCCUGUAAUAAAGAAUGCUCUGAGGCGUCUGUCAUCAAAAAGCUGGUCGCCGUAGAAGAAUGUCCAUUGGCUGACAAAGAGGAGACCCCUGAAAAGUCUGAAUCUAGUGAGGGCAGCAAGAGUUCUGAAUCAGGAGAAGACGCAACCACUGUAGACCCGCAGCAGGACGAUGGUGCCAAAAAGACUUCUGAGCAUAAAGAAAGAACAUCCAGCACUGCCGACAAAACCGCCACCCUUCUAGAAUCUGAUGCAGAACCCAAACAGGAAAAGGCGUCUGAGGAACAGCCUGAGCAAAUGGAAGAGGAGCUUGCAUUACACGUCCCCAAGGAUAAGAAGGAGAAGACGCCUGAGGAACAGCCUGAGCAAAUGGAGGAGGAGCUUGCAUUACACGUCCCCAAGGAUAAGAAGGAGAAGACGCCUGAGGAACAGCCUGAGCAAAUGGAGGAGAAGCUUGCAUUACACGUCCCCAAGGAUGAGAAGGAGAAGGCGCCUGAGGAACAGCCUGAGCAAAUGGAGGAGGAGCUUGCAUUACACGUCCCCAAGGAUAAGAAGGAGAAGACGCCUGAGGAACAGCCUGAGCAAAUGGAGGAGGAGCUUGCAUUACACGUCCCCAAGGAUGAGAAGGAGAAGGCGCCUGAGGAACAGCCUGAGCAAAUGGAGGAGGAGCUUGCAUUACACGUCCCCAAGGAUGAGAAGAAGGAUUCCAAAAGUGAUAAUUCAACGGAGAAAGACGCACCUGAAGAAUCCAAAGUGGCGAAACCUGCUGACCAACCGGCUGAAACGGAGCCAUCGGAGGACACCAGCGAGACCAAAGAAACCGCCUCCAGCGAGCCGACAGACGAGGCUGCCAAAAGCAAAAGCGGAGAAGAGGAGUCCAAGAAAGAGGCGACGGAAAACGGCGACGAAGCUCGGCCAGACAUGAAGGAGAAGGCCGUCCACCGGAAAGGCAGAAUUCCCGCCCACCUUCGCAAAGCCAAACGCCACCAGGAGGAGAGGCAGGGCGACUCAGAGUCUGACACCAACAAGGUCGGGAGGUCGCUGCGACGAUCGCCCAGGAUCUCCAGACCCACGCAAAAGGCGGUGGAGAUCCAGGACAAGAAGGCGGAGAAGUCCCAGGCCGCUCAGGAAAAAGACGAGGAAGAAGAGCAGCAGGAGGAGGAGGAGGAGGAGGAGGUGGUGAAGGUUGUUCAAAAGAAGCCCAGAGAGAUAAAGGUGUCUCAGGAGGGUCAGUCGAAACCAAAGGGGAGAAAACGGCGGAAGACACGCUGGUCCAACACACGCACCCGCCAUAAAAGGAAAGGUUCCGAUGACGAGGACGACAACAGCGAUGAGGAAUCCAGCGACUACGAGGAAAGCGAAGAGGACGAGGACGACAGCGACGAGGACUACAAGGUGGAGCGGGGCCGGAAGAGGCGCCGCCGCCACAACCGAGAGCGACGAAGCUCGGACUCCUCCACGUCCUCGGACGACAACGACCUGCCGCCUAACGACGACCCGUGCAAACACUGUGGUCUUCCCAAUCACCCGGAGCUGAUCUUACUAUGUGAUUCGUGCGACAGCGGCUAUCACACGGCUUGUCUGAGACCGCCGCUCAUGAUCAUCCCCGACGGCGAAUGGUUCUGCCCGCCCUGCCAGCAUAAAAAGCUCUGUGACAAACUAGAAGAGCAGCUGCUAAACCUCGACGCCGCCUUGAAGAAGAAAGAGCGGGCGGAGAGAAGGAAAGAGCGUCUCAUUUACGUCGGAAUCAGUCUGGAAAACAUCAUCACGCCUACCGUGGAGGCGGAGAAGCCAGAGGUGAUCGUCAAAGAGAAGAAGGAAUCCAAGCGAAGCAAGAGCUGGGGUCGAAGGUCGACGAGAGCCAAGAAGUCCAUCAGCUACAGAUUCGACGAGUUUGACGAGGCCAUCGAGGAGGCCAUCGAGGAAGACAUCAAAGAAGCUGAAGGAGGAGGAGCCGGCCGCGGCAAAGACAUGGCCAACAUCACGGGACACAGAGGCAAGGACAUGUCCACCAUCCUCCAGUCAGAAGAGGGCAAGGAGAACGGCCGGCCGCCGCGCCCCAGUACCGGGCAGCGCAAGAAAAAACGGCGGCGUCUCAACGACCUGGACAGCGACAGCACGGUGGACGAGGAGGAAAGCGAAGACGAGUUUUGCCUCAGCGAAAGCUCUGAGGAGGACUUUGUGGUGUCCGACAACGAGGCGGAAGCCGAGACUGACGCAGACUCCAACAGCAGCGGCAGCCACAGCAGCAAACAUCGCAGGGCCAGCUUGCACAGCCAGAACCUGCUCCAGCGACGCCGAAGCUCCCGAAAGCGGCGGCGACCUAAAGGCUACUCCGAUGACGAGGAAGUGGAAACGGACGAGGAUGUAGAGGAAGAGGAAAUAGCGACGGAAGGUUCCAGCGAGUACAGCGACAGCGAUCUGGACAUGAGUCGGCGACGGUCGCGGCGCAGCCACAAGUCGCAGGUGAAUUAUGCUGAGACGUCCGAGUCCGAAGGCUCUCAGGCUGAAACCAACCGGGACAAAACGAAAUCGAGACGCCUGGACAGCUCAGACAGCGAUGCAAGCUUCUCCCAAGACUCUGAAGAAGGCUCCAGGGAUCAGAGGGUGAAGAGAAGAGGCGACUCCUCAGAAGAAGAGUCCCAGCAGCGACGUCGGCGCCUCGCCCUCAAACGCAGGAGAGCUUCGGAAGAGGAGGACUCAGACGACGACUCCGACGAAUCGUCUGAGGAAGAUCGGCCCGUCCGUAAGAGGGUAAACCGUAUCGAUUCGGAUGACGAGGACGAUGAGAAAGAAGAAGAGAAACCAAAAGAGAAGAAAACCACCGAGGACGGCGGUGACUGCAGCGUCACGCCGAAGGGAACGAACUCAUCGGCCUGCAACGCGGUGGAGCCGCCACUCCCAUCUCCACUGCCGCCAACCUCCAAUGGACAAACCAAGAACGUUGAGGGUGUCAUCAGCCGAAAUGGAGUGAGCGGUCAGCAGGGGGCGGCACAGGAGGAGGAUGAAGACGACCUCUUGGGGGUCACAGACCUCGUGGACUACGUCUGCAAUAAUGAAGACUUGUAAAAAAUGACAAGAUGGUGUACUAUUUCUUCUUAUUUUUUGUGCUAUUGUAUUUUUAUAUUCAUUAACUUUAUUAUUAUUGUUAUUAUUAUUAUUAUUAUUGUUAUAAUAAAUAUUGCCUCUUUCUCUGCAACACCUCCUGUUUGGACAUAGCCGGAUUGUCUCCCCUCAAAAUUGCCACAACAGAAGAUCCGGCAUUUUUCCCUUUUUUACACAGAACCCAGCAAUGCAGGAUAUUGCUUUCACACAGCAACACAGCAUCCACCCCCCGGAAUCAUCACUGCCCUUCCUCUAUUGCCUCUCACACAGGCAACGCUUCAAAACCUCCAACACCAGCUCUAAAGGCUGGGUGCUCUCCAUGUUGGGGCCGUUCACACAAAGGUGGAAAACUUCCACUUUUUGGACGCAUGCAGUGUGAAAGGUCUCUACCUCCUUGUUGGCCCACAUGUCCCUGCUAUCCUCCCCUUUCACACAGCAGGACAACUAAAUAUCUCAGCUGUGAGUGAAGGGGAUCAUUCCAAACAUGAAAUACACUAUUCCCACUUUUUACUGUCGCUGUCACGUGUCCUCCCUUCCAUCCUGUGUGAAAUGAUUUUGUAUAUUGUACACAUUUGAACUGCCAUCUUGUUCUUGUGUUGUUUUUACAUUGCAAAAGGGAGCAAAGACACUCCUUGAUAACGCUACAGUGUCUAGUCUGGACGUUUUAUACACACAUACAAUAUAUAUAUAUAUAUAAUGUAUUUUUUUGCAUAUCUAAAUGUUGAUUGGUUGUGGUGUCGCUAAGCAAACAUGUAAAGAGUUAUUUUCUUUGUACAGUCACAGCCAAAAGGGUCACAGUUUUUAUGAACUUUUUUUUAUUCUUUCUUUCUGGGUCUUCCCAUGCACACUAGAUACUUUUUUAAAGCCUUGAAUGAAAAAUAUAGUUUGUGUUUAGUUAUUUGUAAUGUAUAACGGAUGGAGGCAUUUUUAACCACGAGGCAAUUCUUCCUAUAGGAUUGCAUGAGUUCCUUUUUUUUCCUUACAAAAAACAGAACAUGUUAGCAUGUGACCUGCUGUCUAAUUUUUAGACACUAAACUCAAAAGGUGGGGGAAAGGGCAGGUGGUGACAUUGGACCACAGAAGCUAAACAGACUGAAGUAGAAAAAAGUUGCAUUUUAGUGGACGUUGGUGUGAAUGUUGUUGCAAGAGCUGCAUGGGAAUACGAGUAUAUGGUGCCAAUAAGCAGAAUAUUACCCCCCUUACCUCAUGAAUUUGGGAGAAAUGGAGGGUGAAAAUUACCAAUCCCGCACCCCUUGUACGGAACCUAGUCAACCGCUCUUGACCACUUUCUUGGUUAACUGUUACAGUAUUUCUUAUGAUCUUGUACAUUUGUCAUAAUAAAGGUGCUUGUAAGC
This is a messenger RNA of Doryrhamphus excisus (bluestripe pipefish), 6552 nucleotides long. Lineage: Eukaryota; Metazoa; Chordata; Actinopteri; Syngnathiformes; Syngnathidae. The record is from RefSeq and is a predicted model, not a curated record.